Molecule: messenger RNA, 4380 nt
Organism: Diachasma alloeum
Lineage: Eukaryota; Metazoa; Arthropoda; Insecta; Hymenoptera; Braconidae
Gene: RhoGAP100F
Product: rho GTPase-activating protein 100F
Exons: 19
Coding region: 1-4125 (1374 amino acids)
Biological process (GO): signal transduction
Molecular function (GO): protein binding
Source: RefSeq, a predicted model, not a curated record
AUGCAGUGGCGAAAACACGUGCGCAUCAAGUACGGUGGUCGAGUUGGUGUCGGUCAAGGACAAACCGAGCAGGGCCAGCUGCAGGUGCGCGUUGUGCAGCUGCACGGGGAAAGGGGUGGCCGGCUGAGCUACGUCUGUCAUCAACCUCAGCCUCGCACCGACAGCCCGACAAUCAUGCUCUGCUGUGGCCGAAGAAAAGAGGGUCGGGGAGAAGUAACAGACAUAAGUGCAAGUCCUGGACGUCAAGCACCUGCCAACCAAUUACGCCCCAAGGAGCCACCUCCCAUGGUCAUCCAAGGGGAUUUCAGAAAGGUAAGCGGGAUAAGUACAGAGAUCUUCAAGCAGAUCGAGACAGUAGAGAACGACCAUGACGCCUCGACAGCCGCUGCCCUCGAGGCCGUUGAGAGACGUGGUGAAAUGGUGGUGCGUGUUAUUGAGCCCCGACAAAUGGGUAGACAGGCAGUGGAGGCUGCCAAGAAGUUCAUGACGUUACAGGAUUCUAAGCAUCCAGUUCACUUUGUCGAGAUAAUAAAGCGGCCCGGUCAGACACUGGGUCUAUACAUUCGAGAAGGAAAUGGCGUUGAUCGCAAUGACGGCGUAUUCAUAUCAAGAAUAGCACUGGAAUCUGCUGUAUACAGCAGCGGUUGUCUGAAGGUGGGGGAUGAGAUUUUAGCAGUAAAUCUUGUUGACGUGACGCACAUGAGUUUAGACGAUGUUGUCAUUAUCAUGUCAAUACCGAGGCGAUUAGUUUUGGCUACACGACAUGGCUCCCAUCAGCCGGUUUCACACAGUCGGCAGACUGAGCACAAGGCACCACCAGUUGUCGUUAUUAAACGGGAACUUAAUGAGGAUGAGAGUGAUCACGCAACGGGUAAUCAUAUAAGGGACAGUAAUAGACGGAGAGGUGAUGGCAGAGAAAUGCUGCCAUCUCGGUCACGACUAGGUCUUACCGGUUUGGGCUCGAGCCAAGAUCUGGGCUCAAGUAAUGGUGAUCUCUACUACAACUCAAGACCGGAAGUCGGGUGGUCUUACCAGCCUCCACCUCCACCCGUCAUCACUAAUCAGCCAAAACCCUCGUCUACCCAACACUUUCAACCUUACGAACGUGGCUAUCCAAAGACAUUGGAGAGUUUGGCUGAGAAAGAUUUCACAAAGGUUCACUCAUUCUACACGGGUCCAGUGAUGCCGACAAAUGGUAGCCGAAGGAUGUCGGCAGGUACUGGAAUGCAGUCAGUAGGACCACGUCUCACAGGUCAAUCGCAAGGCUACGGCUAUUCCCAGCACACAUCGAGUGGAAGAAUUAUACCAAGAAGUGGAUCAGAUCAGCAUUUACCAAGAGUAGAUUAUACGAGCAUCACAACCCCUGCGCGCCACACACUUCUGAGAUCGAGUUUAAAAACAGGUUCUUCAGCUUUGAGGUACAGUGGCAGAUAUGGCGCACAGACAGACGGUACAUCAACAGCUCAGAGAGGUCAAAGUCAAUUUGGCACCCUCACAAGGCGGCAUCGUCCAUCGCUUGACUAUGCGUCGGACACCGAAGCAACAUGUUCAAGCUCACCAAGGUCGGCUUACUACUACUACCGACAGAAUAUGAGAGAUCCGCCACCGAGUAGUGCAGUAUCGCAUCUAGCCACCCUCUCACGAACGCAGAUUGGUCAGAGUUCAGCUGGUCUCAGAACAAAUUCACUUCCGAGAAGUGGUAGGGCAUUGCCGCAGCAGCCCAGUCUUAGGGCAGGUCUUAUUACUGUCGCUUCUGGGCUUAUUGAUCAGGAGGACAGCGAUGGCGCAUUAUCGGCACCCGAAUUGCCUUCUAUAAGAAGGGACAGAGGGAGAAUACCUUCCUCACCGAGUGUAUUCACUUCUGACGAGUAUCGGGCGUGGUUGAGUCGUACCCCCAGCACCAGUGCGCUUUACGAGCAAAUUAGAGCGACAACUAACAGGCCACCGAGAUACACGUACAGCGCAGAAAAUAUUCAUGCAGCUGUCAAUCAAGCGGAUUAUGGGAGUUAUGGUGGGUACCGACCACUGUCAAGUACUCUCGAUCGUCUAUCAACGAGAUCAGCAUCAGCACAACAGGUUAAUCUUGCUAAUUUGCGUGCUUCCACGGCAAUAAGCUCAACGGGUCAUCGGCCAGUUCCUGGACCGAGGCCAGCAUCAGUUGCUUCCAGUGCUAGAUCAGCAUUAGCUAGUCAAAAAUCAUCACUAAGCGCUGCAGCUAGUCAGCGCGCUAGUUCAGUGAGGAGAAUCAGAAAUUUAUUAGAGUUGGAGCAGACUAGAAAUAUACCCACACCAACGCCAACGAGAACUCAGGAUCAAAGACUGCUAGAUAUUAAUCCUGCAGAGUUCCUCAAAUAUAAGAUAGAGAAGCCACCAACUGUCGGGACACCAAGCUCAUCGAGUUCCUUAUUGAGUUCUCUCGGUGAAACUGCUGGUAGUGAUUUUUCAAAUGGCGUCAGCGGUUUACUCUGGGUCCAUUUGCUCGCUGGCCGUGGAUUACGUUCUACCACAUCAUCCUCAGCGGCCACAACGCCCUCCACACCAUCUGGUCAGCCUAGUUUGGGUAGUUGCGGUCUAAGAGAUUUAUAUUGCGUACUCGAGUGUGACCGAGUCCACAAAGCACGAACAGUGGUGCGUACUGGUGAUCUAAUGUUCGAUUGGGAUGAGACAUUUGAACUUGAUUUAGUGGGGAAUCGGCAACUCGAUUUACUUGUUUACUCUUGGGAUCCACAACACCGACACAAACUAUGCUACAAAGGUUCUGUCCACCUUGCAACGCUUCUUAAAGAGUCCCCAGUUCAUCAAUUGGCGCUCAAAGUCGAACCACGGGGUACCAUUUACCUCAGACUCAGAUAUACUGAUGCCCACCAGACGUUCAAACGACGUGGAUUGCCCGUUAUUUCUUUAGCCACAAGAGUCGCACCACUUUUUGGUGUUGACCUCGAUACAGUGGUAAGUCGAGAAAACAAGACUGGUGGAGUUCCUGGGGGAGUUUCUACAGCACUGGCGAUGGCUGGAGCUCAGAAUGUUCCAAUAAUUGUAUGGAGAUGUGUAGAGGAAGUGGAAAGAAGAGGCUUGGACAUAAUUGGCUUAUAUAGACUCUGCGGAUCAGCAACGAAAAAAAGAAUCCUCCGGGAAGCGUUCGAACGCAAUGCAAGAUCGGUCGACCUAUCACCUGAUAAUGUCCCAGAUAUUAAUGUCAUAACUGGGGUACUGAAGGAUUAUUUAAGAGAAUUGCCAGAACCGCUUUUCACCAAGUGCCUCUACCAAAUGAUGGUCGACGCCUUGGCAGUUUGUUUGCCGGACGAUCCUCAGGGAAAUGCUAAACUUAUGUUUAGUAUUCUUGAUUGCCUGCCUAAAGUUAAUAGGUGUACACUCAUCUACCUAUUAGAUCACCUCGCUUUGGUCAUCUCUCAAUGCAAUAAAAUGUCACCAGCAAACUUGGCAGUUUGUUUUGGUCCAGUUCUAAUGCUGCAUGCCGAAGAUGCGAGUCCUCCUCUCGACUUCCAACAGCCAAUAGCAGUCCUCAAAUAUCUACUAGAAAUAUGGCCAGUUAAGUCAGUUCGGAAGAUUUCUUCAAUCGGUUCAACAAUUACUCGAGUUUCGCAAGUAGGACUGGCCAAUCAUCAGCUCCAGCAGUCUCAUCAAUCCUCCCCUCAGUCAUCUCAUCAAUUGCCCCCUCAUCAGCCCACAUUGCCGCGAGCCGGACUGCUCUGGCAGCAGCAACCCUCACUUCAUCAUCAACCCCCCACGUCAACCACAACAGGAGACACCAACCCAUUCGGUAUUACCAUUCGUCCACCGCCGCCGGUCAAGCCACGUCAGGUGAUAGUAUCAUCCCCAGGUUCACCUAGCAGCGAGGAGUCUGCUUCACCUGAGCCUAUAAAUAAGGCUAAUCGUAAUGGUAUUAGUUUUGAAAAUGGUGGGGAAGUCACAACCCUAUCAGUGACAAUACCAAUAACAACAUCAACAACGGUAACUCCUACGACAAUGGAGCAGAUAACUCCAACAAGCAGUAUUGAUACUGAGGAAGGUAAUAUGAGACAGCUUGACGAGGGUGAAAGAGGGAUGGAAGCUGAUGUCGAAGCCAGUGAUGAUGACCUCAUUUCGAAAAGGAAUAAAUCAUAAUGCCGCGACAAGUUCUCAUCAAAAGAGAACAUAAAAGAGAAAGAUAUGUAUUAACAAAGAAAUCCGGGCAAUCUAUAACCAAUAUUGAUAUUUAAUAUAUUUACCAGUAAUCAUUAUGAAUUACCAUAAUCAUUAAUAAUAGCUGUGAAAAUCGCAAAGAAGUGGUCAUCAAUACAGAUUAAAGUCAUAUCAAUGGACCCCGAAAUAAAUAUACUCUUUUCGAAUGAUUACUCAAAUCUUAAAUCACUGAUUAAA